UGACGGCGGGUCCACCUGACGUUUGCUUUGCUUGCAGGAGGAGCAGGAGGCAAGAUGUCAUGCACGGAAAUCCGCUCACGCAGUGCCGUGGAUUCAAUCUGAAAGCCUACCGGAACGCGGCAGAGAUGACGCAGUACGGCGUGCGGAACAACACCACCUUCCUGGAGUGCCUGCCCAAGCCGCCUCAGGCGUCCAUCCGCUGGCUCAUCCACAGAGACGACGACAGGAGGAAAGAGGUCAGGUCAUGUCCCAGCGUCCCCGCGGCCACUUUCACUUUGACGCCAAACGAGGCUUGAUGAAGUCCGUAAUGGCCCUCUGAAUGCAAGCAGCUGG
This is a messenger RNA of Hippocampus comes (tiger tail seahorse), 333 nucleotides long. Its product is annotated as semaphorin-3C-like. The record is from RefSeq and is a predicted model, not a curated record. Lineage: Eukaryota; Metazoa; Chordata; Actinopteri; Syngnathiformes; Syngnathidae. The transcript is spliced from 2 exons. Bases 60 to 296 code for a protein of 78 amino acids.